CUUCCUUUGCUUGACCAUGGCAACCAUAACUAAUACGACAACCACGGCUAUCACGGCCAUUGGCAGUCCAACUCUGACCUUCCGACCCCUUCACCCCACAUUAGGUGCCGAGUGUGAGGGCGUGGAUUUCUCGAAACCAGUCCCGGACGCUGUCAUCGAACAGCUUCGUGCCGCAAUGGCUAAAUAUGGCAUCCUGGUCUUUCGUGCCACCGGACUUGACGAUGCACGCCACACUGCCUUUGCGCGCCAAUUAGGCGAACCGAUGGUGGAUAGCGCAGUCGGGAAACCGGGAGUGCCAAACCGACUCGAUCCUAAAGGUGAGCUGAUGGACAUUGGGAAUGUGGACGGCGACGGUCGGAUCCUGUCGACAACGUCGUGGCGGUCGCAGCUGCUCCGGGGCACACGCCUCUUCCACGUAGAUGGCUCCUACUUCCCACGCCGAGCGGGAUAUAGCCUUCUCCAUGCACAUCAACUGCCCCCAAGGGGAACCGGCGGCGCAACGGCGUUUGCCGACACCAGGACUGCUUAUGCCGACCUAGCGGAGGAGACCAAGAACGAAGUUCAGAAUCAUGUGCUAUGGCAUUCGCUCAUGCAGAGUCGAUGUUUGGGAGCCCCGGAGAAUUGGCUCAUCAGGUUAUUGGUUUUCGUCUCCGACUUGGAUGACCUCCGUCGUCUUCCAUAUCUAAUGGCCGUGGGUCUGAUAGCUCGUGUACUGGAGAUUUGGGUCCAGAUUGUGGACAUCAGCCUGCUCUUAGUGUUCUGUUACGCUUUGAUGCGGAUCCUUGUGCUGAGGUUGCUGCCUGAGGCUGCAACAUCGCGUGGACGUCAUCAACUGGUACAGCUGCACAAGCCCAGCAAUCGAAUGAAUCUGUACUUGGGAUCACAUGCGUACCAGAUAGACGGAUGGAGCAGGGCAGACAGCAAACCUGUGAUUGAGGCACUGAUGCGGCAUGCUAGUCAGGAUAAAUAUGUCCUCACUGUGGACUGGCAGAACAACGGAGACAUGAUUAUGUGGGACAACACUUGUGUGAUGCACCGAUCAUGUGGUGGCUCAUAUCAAGGACGGUAUGUGCGUGACAUGCGGAGGGCCACAAUCUUCGACUCCGCGUAG
Messenger RNA from Aspergillus welwitschiae, 1111 nucleotides. RefSeq names its product TauD/TfdA dioxygenase family protein. The transcript is spliced from 3 exons. Bases 17 to 1111 code for a protein of 364 amino acids. The record is from RefSeq and is a predicted model, not a curated record. Gene Ontology annotation, molecular function: oxidoreductase activity. NCBI's taxonomy places the organism in Eukaryota, Fungi, Ascomycota, Eurotiomycetes, Eurotiales, Aspergillaceae.